Porites lobata is the source of this 6228-nucleotide messenger RNA. NCBI's taxonomy places the organism in Eukaryota, Metazoa, Cnidaria, Anthozoa, Scleractinia, Poritidae. The record is from the annotation of a GenBank genome assembly.
AUGAAUCCUCCGUGUGCACGGUGUAAGAAAACCGUCUACCCGAUGGAAAAACUGAACUGUCUUGACAAGGUGUGUUGGCUCGCUGUGAACAUUAAUAUGAGAUCCAUUACAUGCGCGUGCAAGUAAUAACGAACGCUUACGUACUUACUGUCCGAAUCUAACAUAUGUACUGUUCCGUUUUUGUUAUUUUUUCCCAAAGUAUUGGCACAAGGGUUGUUUUACUUGCGAGGGUUGCAACAUGACUUUAACAAUGAAGAAUUACAAGGGAUACAACAAAUUGCCUUACUGCAAUGCGUAAGUUUAAGCUUAAAUAUUUUAAGUGCUGCAUAUUUAUACUCUCUUUCUAUUCAUCCAUGCUUUGUCUAUCUGAAUGUUGUUAUUUAUGCUUUUAUAUAUUUCCAAUCUUAAUCUAACUAAUUGCUGAGACCCCUGUGUCUCUAGAAGGUUAGUCUUGCGUGUACUGCGCGCUGACAGCACAAGAUCCUUACAUUAUUUUCUUCCAUUUCCUCCACAUGCAUGUUCUCAGUUUCCAGAAACCAAGCAAGAUAUUUUUCAUCCUUUCUUCUUCGAUUAAACCGAAACAGCUCCGGAAUCUGUAUGCACUGAUUUAUAUUUCUUUUGUAUGUCUCUGUUUAGUUAACCUAAUAAUUCUUCCGAAUCGAUUCUGCUUGCAGGCACGUUUUAGAAUGUUUGAACGCAUUCUGGAAUGUAAUUUAAUGACCGCGUGCUAAAAUAUCUGUCAUCCAAAUAAUUUUUACUCUAUUUUAUACUGCUGAAAGCAACUCCCAAAACUGACGUUAUGCCAUAAAUUGGAAUCUAUAAGUGCACUAAAGCUAAUUAUGUUGUACGGCGUGUGUACACAAGAUAUUGCAGCUGUAGUUUUCUUGUGUUACGUACGGGUUUGCUUCAGUCAACCGUCACACCCUUUACAUCUUAGAAUUUAACGAUCAGUCUGUUACAAAGGUUAAAGGUAAUUCUUGCGGAUCGCAUAGAAAAUACUAAGAAAUUCCUAUUAUCUUUUAGUUACUGUUCCCACUACUAUCUUAGCAAAAGUUUAACUUGUCCAACUGUAAUGUUUACAUAAAGAUUGUGUGAAAUGCUUUCGAUGUCUCACACACGUUAGUGAAAUGUUAUGUCUGGACCAUUCAUCGUCAAUAAAUAAAUACUCACUAAACGUGGAAUAAGUGUCUGGAUGAAUAGGCUGUGCGUAAAUUUAUGUAUUAAAACUAUUUUUUUCAUGUCACUUAAGACUUUUUUUACUGACAAAUUCAUAAAAUUAUGAUGUAUUGUACAAAAAAUUUAACAGUCAGCAUUUUGUCCUAUGGUUAAGUCUUCUGUAAGGAAGUAAUGUUUUGGGUUUACCUCGCUGUAAAAACCUGUGAAGUUUUUCUUUGUUUUCUAGCUAUUAUUUUCCUUGGCUCUAAUGUGUUGACUUCUCAGUGGCUUCCUUGCACUCAUUUUUUCACAUCAGCCGUGAGUUUCACAGGAUUUUACACCAAGGAUGAGCCAAUGUUUUGUUAUCCAUGAAGACAAAGCAAAACCCAGGAAGUGAUGGAUCCUUAAAUCUUUUUCUAGUGGUACCGUGGUUCUCCAGCCUCUCUCUUUUUCCCCCAAUACCUUGAUGAUAAUGAUGAUAAUAAUAAUAAUAAUAAUAAUAAUAAUAAUAAUAAUAAUAAUAAUAAUUUAAAAUUGAAUACAAAACAUACUUUGUUAAACCCUUCUCAAAUUGAAAAUUAAAUACAAAUUUAGUAUAACUAUAGUUAAAAAAUAAAUAAUAAUAGUAAUGAUAAUAAUAAUAUUUCCUUUAUUUACCCUCAGCAGUAUUUAUAGCUCUUAUUCUAGUGGGGCUGAGCAAAUGACACAAACAAAUAAUUCAAAUCAAACAUAACAGUGUUAAGAAUCUGAACUGGCUGGAGGCAAGCCAGCUAGCAGUUAGGAACAGUUAGGGAUUUCUUUUGGUUUCACUUCAGCCGUGAAAGCCCAAUCCAGCUCUUGGUAUUCAGAGAGUGAAGUGUGGCAUGAAGCCAGAGAGUGGGAAAAAUAAGAAAGAGAUAGAGAGGAGUAUCACAACUCCCCCUUCCUCCUCUCCCUUCCUGUUUUUCUUUCUCAUGGAUGUUGGCACCACCCCCACAAUCUGAAUAACUGGAACACAGUUUGAAAAUUUAUACCAGAGAACCUUCUCACAUGCUCUUAUAUUUCUAACAUAUACAUUAUAUGUUGCUUAUUUCAGACAUUACCCAACUACAAAAUUCACAGCAGUGGCUGAUACCCCAGAAAAUAAAAGGCUGGCAGCAAACACCAAGAAACAAAGUAAUGUAAGUCCUUUUUUUUAUUAUUUUGCUCUAAUUUACUACUAUCUGUUCAUUAUCGCCCUGAGUCCUCUCUGUUCUCAUUUGUGCGUUGGACAGGAGAAAACAUAAUUUCAAAAUGGUUGAAGUUCUUGCUCGCGUUUCUGUAACCAGAAAUAGAGCAGGGCUGUCAUUUAGAUUUCAAGUUGCCAGUUAAAUUCAGCAAGUAUGCAGUAAAUUAAACAGUUAGGGAUUUCUUUUGGUUUUAUUUUCUACUAUUUUCAUAUGAAAGUAGCUGGGGGUCAUUUUCCUCAUAGACAGGGAAUCCCCAGCCCCUGGCCCCUGGUGACAGCUAUGAGAGAGGGUGAUUAGCCCCAAGCUCAACCCCACCCUGGAGUAUCCAGGGGCUGUUCUUCCGUAUCUCCUGACCAAUCCAGCGUGUUUAAGCUUACCAGGGACCAGAGUGUCCCAGCUGGCUUAGCCCCAAGGCUCAUUUAGAUAUGAACACAAGUUUUACAAGAGCAAGAAGAGAUCACUGUAUUUGCAGGCUAGGCUACACUACAAGAAAAAUUGAUAGGAGCCUGGUGCUCUGAACCUGUGAAGUCCAGGAUGUCUAGCAUACAUGAGGUCUUUUUUAAACUGAGUUUUGGUAGUUGCUCAAAACGAAAAGUAAGGCACCAGCAAUGUUCUCCUUAUCAGGCAGUAACCGGUAAAAUUUACCGCCUGAAGCAACACUUCUUACCGUCUGCAACUGCUUGAAGGUUUACUAAAAUUAGAUAAGUACUUUUAAUUAAAAAAUACGCAAGUGGCAUGAUCUGAUCAAGGAAUGAAAACAUACUAAAGUAUACUCAGCUUGUCUUUUUUUGGAAUGAGAACAGUGAAUACAGAGUAAAAUUGUUGGGAUCAAAAUAAAUGUGUUAAAUAAAUAAUUUAUUUAAAACAUUUGAUCCCAAUAAUUUUACUGUGUAUUCACUGAAUUAACAACAAGUGUUGUCUAAAGAUAUCAAUGGCCGAUUUCCGUAAUGAGGGAAAGACGUUUCAAAGAACAUAGCUUCUCCUAGGGUGGGGCCAUAUCUCUCACUCCACUACCCCCUUCCCCCCAGAAAAGUGCUCCUCUGGCGCAGAUUUUUUGCCUUAGAUGCCAUGAAUGGUCCCUUACCUGCUGUGCUAAAAUUUAGUGAGAACACUGACCAGGCGCCACCAGGUGCUGCUAGAGCACAGCCCUAAGCGUGUGGAGAGAUUUGUCUUACAGUGUGGACACUCAAACCAGGAGACUUGGAAGAAGAUUGUCCAAUCACUGCGAUUUCUGAAAACAGAAGAUUCUCGAGGUUUUUUGCAGAUGGACCAAUAAGAUUCAAGGUUUAUCUAUGCAAGCACUGAACACUUUGAAACCUUUUAACUUACCUGACCUCUCAGGAAACAGCCCUCAAAUUUAUUAGUGUUAUUGGUCCAUUUUGUUUUCAGGAAACUUUGUGAUUGGACAGUCUUCUUUGUACUGUCCCGGUUUGAGUGUCUGCACCAUAAGCACUGUUUCUUUUUUUUUUUUUUUUCAACCCAUGUUUAAUUAAGUUUCACUGUCAUACAGAUUGAGUAUCAUAAGAAAUUUGAAGAAGAGAGAGGACACUACACUUCUGUUCCUGACGAUCCUGAAACAUUACGAGCACAGAAGAGUAGUAGCAUGGCUAGCCAAGUAGCUUAUUCUCAUCACUCAUCAGGACAGAGUCGUCUUGGUAUACAGCAGCGGUCAGAAGCUGGUAAGCAAUGAUGUUACAUUGAAACACUCUAGAACAGUAGCCUGAAUUUCAGCCGUCUCCUGGAAUCGAACACUUCAGAGAGAGAUAUCUGAAUCAAUGACUCAGUCGCGAGGACUGUCUAGUGAUGUCACUACCCCUUUGUUUUAAUUCAUGCCAAACUUAAAACCUGUGAACAAACUGUAAAUUAAGACAUCUCCCUAAGGAGUGCACAACUCAAGGAGACAGCUAAGCUAAAAGAAGCCAUUAAUAAUGUUAACAAGUCAUUAAUUUUACAAGCAAGUUAUGAGUCACUGUAACACUGAUAGAGCUUAGGUAAAAUUUGUUCUAGCUGGAGAGAGUGAUGCCUUUUGGUCUUUCCUUGCCUUUUAGAAGUGAGACAAAUCCAGCAACAGCGCCGAAUGUCUCAGGAACAUCCUUUAGCGUAUGAACAGCAGCCACCUCGGCAAGUUGCUCCUCCUCCGGAGCCUCAAUUUAGUGCCCCACCACCACCCAGUGGAACGGUUUGUAUCCAAUCUGUCUCAAACUUAGGGAUUUAAUUAACUCUCUACGCAAGUACCCAGGAAAGUUCCUAAGAGCCGGCUGCCAGCUUUUAUUUCAUUGGCUGAAGUAGAACUUACCACCGGCGCAAAUUGCUCUGAAGAACAAAGAUGUGAAAUUUUCAAGUUGCUGUUGAGUAAAAUAGCCUGCUUGACUGAUAAAAAAGCCUACCUGAAUUAAGUUGACACCUAGAAGCUGGGUUAGUUAGAAAUCAGCACUGCAUUCAUUUUUUUUUUGGCCAGCUUCUCUCCUUGUCGAGGUGUAGUGGCUGAGCAGUUAACACCUGAUACUUCAGAUCUGUAGAUUGAAGCCUCACAUUGACAUUGUUUCUGAAGACAGGUAGUUUUCUCCAAUAUGUUUGUCUUCACCAGAUAUUAUGGGUACCGAUGACCUACUGCUGGGAGUAAUCAUAUGUACCUGGGCUAUUUCUUUGAUUCUAUAUUAAAUCCCCCAGACCCUAAGAUUGACCAACUGUCAAUUUCUCCUUGUAGUAAAACUGCUCAAUCGAACAUUGGUGUUGAUUUUUAAGCAAACUCUCCUCAUUAGCACCAUAGGAAAUGUAAAGGGGAGAGUGGUAAGAAUAUGCAUGAUGAUAUGAGCAAAAUCAGCCACCUAUUUCAGCAAUAAAGCUUACCACUUUAAAUGGUUUGACAACCCUGCAUGAAGUUAAUCCCCACUUGUAAUCUUUUGACUCUUUAAGUUGGACAGCUCUCUAAGGUACUCGUUCUUGAUGUCAGUGGAGUUGUUCUUAGAAACUAAAAUCCUGUCAUCUUUGUACCUCCGAGUGAUGAUCCAGGGGUGGGGGGAGGGCACUGUUCUUCAUGAUGGGAAUCUGAUGAGGUGGCAAUUAUUUAUUUGUACAUUCUCAAGUUGAAACACUAUUUUUUUUUUACAUUCAGAGGUACAUUGCAAUUUACGAUUACACAGCUGCUGAUGAUGACGAGGUCAGCUUCAAUGAAGGAGACAUUAUAGUAGACGCAACAGUUAUUGACGAGGGCUGGAUGGAAGGACGUGUUCAAAGGUCUGGCCAGUACGGAAUGUUGCCAUCAAAUUAUGUGGAGAAAAUAUAAUUCAUGGGUCAAGUUCUACUUUGCCGCUGAACAAAAGAUGGCUGCGUGACUAUGAAACUUAGGGACUGUAUGAAAUUAUCAUGGUGGCAUUUGGCAGCAUACGAUCAGAACAGUAUUCUGAGUAGUCUUAGGUCUUAACUUAUGGUGUAUACUUAGUCAUGCACUGAAUUGAUCUUGCAGUGACUCACUGAAUGUCCACGUUGUCCAGAUAGCACUCUUUGUUAAAGUGAAGUCAACUGAAACUCUUCGGUAAUUUUCACUCAGGUGUUAUUUUCAGUUUGAAAAUUAUUGUCCUCAUGAUUAUUGUCGUCCUUGUCAUGGUCUUUGUUGUCGGCAGGUCAGGAGUUUCAUUCUUAGCUAGUCAGAAGUCUGCUCUUGGCCAAAAGAGUAUUAAAGCUAAAGACCUUUUGUCUUUAGUAGUGUGUAAUAAUAUUAUUUUAUUUAUGUCAUUGCAAGGUCAAUUCAAUGCAUCUCAUUGUCUCAAGUAUAUAUCUUCAAUUUUGGUGAAGUUUUCGUGAAAUUUAAGAAAGCAAAUAUGUCUUAAAGAAUGCUUUGCGCAGUAAGAUACAGUAGUUUUUU